CUACGGCCAUUUUUUCGUUUAUGGGAUUUCUUCCCCUCUUGAUCUCCAUUAUUCCCAAGUGCCAUGUUCUCUAUCCUCAGAACCUUCAGAGCAAUACAAAUACACCGCCAUCAACCAGUAGCCAAACUAUCCAUUUCAUGUCGAGGCAAGCCAAUCAACCGUGAAGACCUAUUCACAUAUACAAAUGGUCACUUCCUCAUCAACGAGAAACACCAGCUCGAGCGGCGCUAUGUGAAAUUUGACAUUGAUGCCCUUUGCGACGCAGCCAGCAGCAGCAGUAGCGAUGGCGCAUCAUCUCGAAUAACAAGUAUCGAAAAGAUGGAAGGAGGAUUCAGCAAAGCUCUUUAAAUGACAAGGGAAGAUGGGAGGGAGGUCAUUGCGAAGAUUCCCUUUCGGAUUGCCGGGCCGGCGUGUUUGACGACUGGGUCUGAG
Messenger RNA from Aspergillus wentii DTO 134E9, 432 nucleotides. RefSeq lists its product as uncharacterized. Lineage: Eukaryota; Fungi; Ascomycota; Eurotiomycetes; Eurotiales; Aspergillaceae. Gene Ontology annotation, cellular component: mitochondrion. The record is from RefSeq and is a predicted model, not a curated record. The coding region runs from base 64 to 348 and encodes 94 amino acids. The transcript is spliced from 2 exons.